GCAGUUAUUAGCAUGUUUGACUGAAGAUACAGUUAAGAGGUGUGAGUGGAUGAGAGAGAGAUAAAGAGAGAGAGAGGGAGAGUUAAAAUUAUCCACCCUAAAGCCAAUCCCUCUCAAGCUGAUAAGUGUGCUGAAUGGACUAACCAGCUUGCGGACCUCAAACUGGCAGGCAGGUAAGAGCUGUUUGGGAUCUGAUGGGCGGUUAAAAGCCGAAGUUAAAGCGAUUACGCUUGGCUUUCGGACACAGAAGUUCGAAAGGGAUCACCUGGCUGGCGCCCAACACCACUUCCCAAAAAACUGCAGGACUUAUCAAGAUACCUCGGUCCAGCUUUUACAGCUUGUAAACUUAACAUGGAGCCAAAAAAUAUUGGGUAAUACCGCAUUUUUGUAGGCAAAGAGCUUAAAGGUUUGGCAGCACCCUUUUUGCACUUUCAGAAUACUGCCAUUUAGUUUGUAUGCUUGUCUUCCAAAAUACAUUUUGGAAGUAAGUCUGGGAGGAGAUUUCAUCAGCAAUUUUAGGGUUGACAUGAAUUGCCCCACCAUCUUUCAAUCCAACGUUAAUGACCUCCAUUCAUGGUGUUCUUCAAAACACAGCUAAGGCGGAGGAGGAUUGUCUUUUGUCAAGGAAUAAAUUGGACUCAGGCCGAAUAUGGCCAGAGACGUGAGUCCUCUGAGCCUCAGGCCUCUAUCUGCAAAACCCCAGCAAUGGGUUGGACCCUCUCUGUGGUGUAUCCUACCCUUCUUUCCCCAACGUCUUCUAAUUUUCUAUUACUUUCUGUCAUGUGCAGUAGCAGCAACAGGAAGUUUGCCUGGUUUAGAGUAUGACUAUGGCAUUAGCCCCAAAUUUGUUUGCACCCCAAUUCCCCCAGAAGCAGACCCCAGCUGUUACUCCCCACCCAGUGUGCCCCAUGGACCGGGCAAUAGCGGCAACACUAAUGGUCACAAUGGCAGCAGCCGGCGAGGCAUGAUGUCUGACGAGGCCAAAGCUACCAUCUUGCACCUGCGUGAGAGCUUGGUGAGGCAAAAGGAGACCAUCCUGGACCAGCGAGAGACCAUCAGGGAGCUGACUGCCAAGCUCACCUUGUGCGAGAGCUUUGGUGGUCACCAUGGCACAGAUCGACAUGACGACCAUCACGACAACCAUCACGAUACCCAUGACGACCACCAUGAUGAUCAGCACGGGCAUCACGGCAGCCACCACCCGCCAUCAUCGUCUCACCACGGGACUUAUCACCCUAGCGAUCACCACUACCCCCAUGGCAGAUCGGACCCCCACAGAUCAGACCCCCACAGCAGGAAGGGCUUGUCGUACGGAAAACACAGCUCCUUCUCCCCUGAACAGACCGGCAAGACACUGCAGACAUUGAAGGAAAGGCUUGAAAGCUUGCAGGCUAGGAACUCCUCCAGCUCCUACUCCAGCUCUCUGAGAGAACUGCUACAGCGGAAAAUCACUGCCCUGGAGGAGCAGCUGCACAGCUACUACCGGGAUCACCAUGAUGAUCGCCAUGAUGAUCACCAUGACGACCAUCAUGGCAGCAGCCACCCCGAAGACCAUCAUGAUGACCAUCAUGAUGGUCAUCACAGAACUGGACACAAUGAAAACCACCACGAUGACCACCAUGGUAGUGGUCACCGUGAUGACCACCACAAUGACCACCGUGGGACUGGUCCCCGAGAUAACCACCAUGAUGCCCACCACAAUGACCACCGUGGGACUGGUCCCCGAGAUAACCACCAUGACGCCCACCACAAUGAUCACCGUGGGACUGGUAACCGUGAUAACCACCAUGUUGACAGUCAUGGUACCGGUCACUCUGAUGGCUACCGCGGCAGUCAUCCUAACAACAACCAUGGUAGCCACAGGAACACGCCUCGCACUAGUCCCCAUUAUCGCCAUAUCGAUUACGACCACAGGCGAUCAAACAGUCGGCAGCGUGGUAACCAUGGCUACCAUCGCAGCACCCACCAUGGUGACCACCAUAAUGACCAUCACAAUGAUCACCACAAUGAUCACCACAAUGAUCACAAUGGGGACUACCACGAUGAUCACCAUGACUAUCACCAAGGGCCUGGUUACCACGAUGAUCACCAUGACUAUCACCAUGGACCUGGUUACCACGAUGAUCACCAUGAUUAUCACCAUGGACCUGAUUACCAUGAUGAUCAACACGGGCCUGGUGACCACGAUGACCAUCAUGAGUAUCACCACGGACCUGGUUACCACCACGAUGACCACCAUGAUGAUCAUCAUGAUAACCACCACGGCACCAACCAUCAUGACGACCACCAUGAUAAUGAUCAUAACCCUCUGCAGCUACCCUCCAGCAGCAAAGAGACAACUCUGCGAGGCGCAGGUCACAGCAAGCUGGAGGCAGUGCUCAACAAACUACACCAUGGCAACACUGACCUUGGAAAUAACAAAAAGCUAAAGAGUCCCAGCGCUUUCAUGCUCGACUUCCCCAUGAAGACAAACUACAUGUAUGCAAGGAUGAAGCGGGCGGUGGUCAACGAAAUCUUUGCCAUGACUAUCUGCCUGUGGCUGAAGGCAGGAGAAAGUCCUGGCCUCGGUACUCCCUUCUCCUACGCUGUGCCUGGACAAGCAAAUGAGCUAGUGCUCAUCAAAUGGGGCAGCAACCCCAUGGAGCUGCUAAUCAACGACAAGGCAGUGACGUUGCCCAUAAGCAUGACAGAUGGGAAAUGGCAUCAUUUAUGCAUUACGUGGACGACACGCGAUGGUGUCUGGGAGGCCUAUCAGGACGGGGUGAAGAAAGGCUCCGGGCAAAACCUGUCAGGCUGGCAACCUAUCAAAUCAGGAGGGACCUUCAUCCUGGGCCAGGAGCAGGUAAGACAUACGGACACGAUGGGAGGACGUUUUGACGUAACUCAAUCCUUCAUGGGAGAGAUGUCUGAUCUCCAGUUCUGGUCCAGAGUUUUGACAUCGAACGAGAUCCACACCCAGGCGACCUGCGCAGGGCACCUAGUUGGUGAUGUGAUGUCCUGGUCCGAGGAAUCAGUGGAGCUUCACGGAGGGCUCGCCAAGCUCCCCUUUGAACCCUGUCAUUAACGACUUUCACUGGACCCCAACAACCAGAGAUGUAGCGUCAUCAUCCUGACAUUUUCGGUUUCAUACCCAUGUCACAUAUUUGAGUGGGAAAAUGUUAUUUUGUCAUGGAUCAAAGAUGGGGGAAUGAUUUUUUCUCCUUGCUUGCAGGCUAAGCCUUGUGCAAGAGGCAGGGCAGGAGGAGAUAUUUUACUUGUCCUAUAUAUUUUUGCCAUUCCUGUCAGAUCUUUCUGCCUUCUCCACCUACACCCUCUUUUCUUCGCUCUGAGGCUUCAGCUAGACAACUUUGAAGGCUCCGAGGUGCACAGGGCUUUGGAUUUGCUGGCUGUGUGGUGAUGACUACAGGUGCUCUGAGGGAUCCAGAAAACAUAAUAGGAUUUCAUUCCAUCAGAACAGGUCCAAAGGUUUCUUGUGGCCAUCGGCUCACCCGCACUAGCUUGUUUUUUUUUUUGCUAUGUGAGCAACAUAUACUUUACAGGGGGUGAAAGAGUGGCUUAAAGGCACAGGAUACAAAUAAAGCCACACUGAGAGAUGAUUAGUGAUGAUUCAUGCACAUUCCUCAAGUACUGACAUCGAAUAUCUGCUCAAUGAUUUGUGGAGAAAAAAGAAAAUGCUGUUGCAGGACUUUUUUACAAUCGUCAAACUAAGCUCAUACUAUUUUGUAUUGCACGUUGAGAUUUUGGCGGACUGUUUUUUAAUAGUAUUUCAUAUUGAAACCUUUUUAAAAAAUGUACUUGAUUUGUUACGUUUGCUGUAUAACCGUAAGAUUGCAGGACUGAGUAUGAUGUUUUAAACUUUUAGAAAAAAAAAAGAUUGACUUUGUCUGUAAGUGGAUCUAUGUCUCUGUUACAUAUCAGCGCUGGGUUCUCUGUCAGACAUGACAUGGUGUUGCCAAGACUCACAUGACUGCACCAUUCAGAUUUAAAUGUCCCUUAAGAUGUCACCGCGGUAAUUCUGUUGUCCCCUUGGCUACCGGUGGCUUACAGCAGGAUUUAACAGUGGACAACCUAUCUGAUCCUGCCUAUUUCCGACCAGCUCAAACCCCAUGGCAGACACACACACACACACACACACUUGCAAAUGCUCAGAAAAGAUAAAGAGGUGAAAGGAGACAUUAUGGAUCUCUGUUUGUAGCUGCAACUUCAUGGUUUUUUUUAACAAAAGAGGUUUUUGUACAUGUAAAUUAUAUCAGAUUAUGUGUUUUUAAUUAUUAAAAUAAUUUAUUUUGGCAUUCUUCACAUUGUAAAUACGUAGAUAGCACUUUCUUAAUGCAGUGUUAACUCUGUGGUUGUUUUAAAGCACAUUUUUGGGAGUUUAUUAUUUGUUCAUUAUCAUUUCCUCUGAGUUAAACUCAGAGAGCUGUCUAUUGAUAGUCAAAAAUGGCAUGUGUUGUUGCCAUGGUAAUAGAAUCUCUCAGCAUCAAGUCCACAUCAUCGCACUUCAGCUGUAAAUAUCUGCUGAAUGUUUUCUUCCACUGUAAUGCCAAGACGAGCAGCACUUUAAAACCUUGUUCCUGUUUUUCUUCUACAGACUUCAGUUUAUACACCUCCUGCUUCAACUGUCGUAGUUUGUAAGCUGCUUUUUAACAAAUGACAUGUACAAAUAAGAUAUACAAGGCUUUAUGCAUGAAGACUUGCUGAUUCUCGCCUUUGGUGUAAACUUGAAUGUCAAUUAGUUUUUUUUGUUAUGUUUAUUUUUGUGUCUUUGGCUGUAAAUAUUCAAAGUAUUACAGUGUGUUCAGUCAACACUCCCUCCCUCAUGUUUAAGCCAAAACUAUAAACUUAAUUGUAAUACUUGUCAGAAAGAAGAA
Messenger RNA from Eleginops maclovinus (Patagonian blennie), 4871 nucleotides. RefSeq names its product GATA zinc finger domain-containing protein 14-like. The record is from RefSeq and is a predicted model, not a curated record. The transcript has 6 exons. Bases 650 to 3064 code for a protein of 804 amino acids. Lineage: Eukaryota; Metazoa; Chordata; Actinopteri; Perciformes; Eleginopidae.